AUGGCUGCUUAUCAUGAUCACCCUCUAAGUGGUCAUUUUGGCACUGGAUGUACAUGGCCUACGUUAAGAAACACAUAUUAUUGGCCACGUAUGAAAGACACAAUAACAUCUUAUAUUAAAUCCUGUGAUAAAUGUUCACAAUUUAGUAUGGAUUGGUGGGGAUCCACCACCACUUCGCUUUCUGGAAAUCGAUAUGUUUUAGUUAUCACUGAUCGUUUGUCUGGUUAUGUUUUCGCUAAAGCAUCACCUACAAAUACAGCUCAAGAUACUGCUCGGUUCUUAAUCGACGAAAUUAUUUUAGUACAUGGUUCACCAGACGUAAUUAUUACCGAUUAA
Rotaria sp. Silwood1 is the source of this 336-nucleotide messenger RNA. The record is from the annotation of a GenBank genome assembly. Lineage: Eukaryota; Metazoa; Rotifera; Eurotatoria; Philodinida; Philodinidae.